Molecule: messenger RNA, 1617 nt
Organism: [Torrubiella] hemipterigena
Lineage: Eukaryota; Fungi; Ascomycota; Sordariomycetes; Hypocreales; Clavicipitaceae
Source: the annotation of a GenBank genome assembly
AUGAGUGUCUACCAACAGACUGGAUUCGGUCCUGACCACCAAAGAGACAGACACCGCUUGGCAGUCACACUUCAGUUCCUCGUAGCCAUACCUCCUUUUGACCUGGGAGAGCGAACGGAAGCGGACAAGAGAGAUAUCCGCUGGCCUGAAGAUGCCAUCCAAGAGGGACGGCCAUUCCAAGUUGGCGGCUACGGGGCGGACAUCAUCACACAGGGCAUGAUUGCGCGAAGUAUCGCUAAUGCCGCGGUACCCGGGGAGUACGUAUACCUGGACAUUCCCAUGACUUCCGAGGAAGAUGCUCACCUGCUGGAGGAAUAUACCGACGCCGCAGGCAUAUGGGGCACGGACAGUAGAACUCGCUUAUAUUGGUACGACCAUGAGGGACCCAAGAGUGGAUUUUUGGAAGGAGAGCUGCCCUGUGAAUGGCGCGUCAAGGUGUCUGAUGAAUUCUCGAAACGAUUCAACGAGGAUGAGGAGGGCAGUAAGAAUCGAACUGGCCCCUGGCGCUGGACACCCGUGGAAGUGCGGACACCCUACUACCCAGCAAGGGAGAUUGACAAGCUCCAGUUGUGUCUGGCAUGGAUGACAACGGAGAUUCGGAACGACUUCCGAGUCUGUUUCGGAAACUCGUGCUACACCAUCUUCAGCCUACUAGAGGAAAGGCGCGGGAUACCACUGCAGUGGCCCAUCUUGCACAGGAUCGUCAGCGGGAUGUAUCUGAUGGAACAGGCCAUGUUAUCCUUUAUCCAUCCUUCGCGCAAGCAGCACGACUCUCCGUUCCCUCCGCUGUUUAGGAAUUCUAGGCUGGCUCUAAAUCCUGACGAGUUGCGGGUGGGACACAUAAUCGAGCACAUUGAUUGGCUUCCAUACCUGCAAAGCAUACCUCUGCCCACUCAUCGAGACUAUAAGUUGAUUCAGGCCCUCCAUAUCAUUGCAGCUCACUGGGGGAAUUACUGGCUAGGUUAUCUACUGAGCGGUGAGGAUGAGACUCCAUCGGCUAUUUAUCGAAACGAGUGCGGACAGUUUUGUAUCCAAUAUCUCGAAGGUACGUUCGAUGUUCCUACCCUCCAGCUAUGGGUGGGCGUUAUAAUGAAGAUCAUGGUGUGUGCGGGAGAUGCAGAAAAGUUUGCAAGGUUUCUGCGUAGGGUAUUGUAUGCUGAGCGUGCGUUCCACCCCAGCAACAUGGCAUCAGUUGACGCUCUGUUCCAUCAUUUCAAGACGAACGACUGCGAUGUCUACCUCCCCGAGCUCUGGCGCCCGGCGAAAGUGCAUACUAUGCGCGGCCCAAUUGACCAAGAGGGCAUUUUGGAGACAGCUGAGGCAGUUGGACCGCCCGCAUCCUCGGCAGAGCCGGGAAUAUGGGAAGGUUUGCUUCGGACAGCAAGAGAUUCGGGGCCAUCAGUCGACACUGACGUCAUAAUGGAUCGGACAACUUUGAUUUCGUGGGACAGGCCACCUAUAAAUAACAUGGAUUUCAUUAUACUGUUUGUUAUACCCAACUAUGAAGAAGAAGAAGAAGAAGAAGAAGACAAGAAGAAGCUCGAGCUUCUGAUGCGCCUGUCUAUUAGUGCACUUAUGCGCCGACCCAAUGGUAUGUACCCCUUUGCUCCAAAGUGA